AUGCCUUCCACUAGAGGCUUGUUUUUCCCAAGGGCAGAUGCGGCGAUCCUCAAGUCAAAGCAUCCUUCCCCACCCACACACCCGCAUACCAUCGGCCCGAUUUUUGAUCCGGAAAACAUAGAUAAGCCAAUAAGCUCCUGGUCCGAUGAGAUCGGAUCAAGCUUGUAUCCUAUUGAUCCCAAUGCGCCUACAUCUAUCAUUCCAGUUUCCGACAAGCCUGAUGGCUUUGAGGGUCGAUAUCCGCGUGCCACUUUGGCCCAAAAUGAGAGACUUAGAUUGUCCAUGCUGUGGUAUUAUACCCGCGAUGUUCUGAAAGAGGAAGAGCUCCUCUCCGGUCUCCAAGAGAAAGCAUAUCUAGCUACGGAGUCCACAGGAUGGGAGUACGCGAUCAUCGGCAUCCUAGAUAUGGAUGUUUACAUCCGCUUGGCCACAGUGGGUGUGCAUUUAGGCAUUCUGCCGAGGGGUGAAACAAUCUGUGCUCAUACGGUCACUCAACCUCCUGGUAGUGUAUUCCAUUUACCAUCACUCAUGGAGGACUGGAGAUUUCGGGAAUGUCCCUAUCUUGAGCAGGGCGAGAUCUAUGCAUAUGCUGGUGUACCACUGCGUCUGCAGUAUGAAGCCGGCGAAUGUGUUGGUCUUGGGUCACUUUGCGUGGCCUCGAGUAAAAGCGAGGAGCCCCUGACAAAAGACCAACAGCAAGCACUGAUCCGUCUGGGUGACUGGGUCGUCUCGGAUCUUCUUCACGCAGUACGAGCAAGGCGCCAACGUGACCGGCAUCGGAUGGCUGAGCUCCUCUCCGCCACACAGUCGAAAUUGGACAAGAUGGUGUCAGAGGAGCCUAUUUUACAAAUUCUCGCAAGUACUUACCCUGAUGCUGUCAUCAAACUGCAACCAACGAAUGCGACGUAUUUUGAGCUGGAGGGACGAAAGCCUAUCUUGAUGUCAGACAUAGACGGCGGCCUAUGGGAAGAUACAGAAUACCUAGAUACGCUGAUCGCGAAUUCUAACCACGAGGCGCUCCCAACGACACAUACUGUCCGCAUAAUUGCUUCUCCUUGUGAGGUAGUAUCGGGUUCAUCUUUGCUCAUGGUGGGAUCAAGGGACUUUCACUUCGUAUUCGAUGAUGUGGACGCGUGGUUCCUUGAGACCUGUGCUGGCAUGAUCUCCCAGAUGUGGCGCAAAAGACUUUUAACUGAGGCGCUGAGAGCCAAGGAGAAGUUUCUUCGGGGAUUUUCACAUCAAGUUCGCACACCGAUCCAUGGAAUUCUCGGUUCAGCGGACCUUCUAGCUGAAGAGAUCCAAUCCUGGUACUCAGGCGAGGACGCACUCACAACAGCAGGAUCAGUUGAGAGGUCUCUAAAAUCACGUUUAAACGAACAUUCCAAGUAUCUGAACAUUAUCAAAAUGGGCGGCCGAGAUCUGAUUGCAAUCAUCAACAAUAUGAUCACAAUCAAUCGAUGGGCUGAUAUUGCUACUAUGGACCGACACUAUGCCAUGCAUCCAGUUGACAAGCUUGAGACAGAGCUAUGUGCUGGAGUAACAAACCUGACCGUGGGGGGACACGCGCUAUCGAGCUUCUGUUUUCUUCACCCACGACCUACCCCCUUUCAGCAGGCACCAGAUGGAGUUGUCUCAGUAACCUUAUCAUUGAAUUCGGAAUUAAAGCAGCUGACUGUGGAUGUCGAGGAUAAUGGUCGAGGCAUUCCCCAUGAGUAUCAGCGGCGCAUUUUUGAACCUUACGAAAAAGUUGAUAUGCACUCAGCACGUGCGGGACUGGGACUUACUGUCGCGUCCAGAUUCGCAUCACUCUUGCAGGGAUCAGUCGCUUUAAUGUCCUCGAAAGUUGGUCGAAGCUCUCAUUUUAGGGCGACGUUCCGAGGUAUCGAAGGUAUCACAUAUUCUAGGCCGCCAAAAUUGCUUGCUUCAAAACUUCAGAAUCUACCAUCAAGAUUCUUCAGCCUGAUUAGUGAUUCGGGCUCCACGUCACUCUGCACUCACUUCAAUUCUUUCCUCACGCGCAAUGGCUUUGUGUCGUCGGCUUGUCUGGAAGGAUCUUUUGUCGCCUUCGAAGCUCUUCCUCAUUUGGAAAAGCACAUCUUACAGCUGGCCCAGAUCCCGUCGGAGGUAGUGGCAAUUUGUCUUCUUCCCGGACUCGAUGCAACUCCUCCUCUUGAACAGACGGCUAAGAACGUUAUUUAUGUGAGCGGACCUUUUACAAACUUGUCGUUAGCCUUAGUCCUCGAACAAGCGGACCGCCUCGUGGGGGAGAUCGAACUCUCGCAGUCACGGGCAUCCCUGCCAAUAAAUUCAACGGCAACUCCAGCGUCAGAACCAAAAGACGACGAGUCUGAGCCGCUUCAAAUUGACACGCCCAGCCCCAUAUCAGAAUCUACGAUAUCCUUGUCAACUGAUCAGGAUGUAGCGCCCUCCGGAGACUCAAAAGUCCCCGUUGUAAAGUCCCUGCAGCUGAGUCAUUCUUCACGGCCUGUGACUCUGAUUGUCGACGACAAUAACAUCAAUCUCCGUAUUAUGGAGAUGUACUGCAAAAAAAGAGGUCUGCCAUACUUAUCUGCGAAAAACGGUCUCCAAGCUGUCGAAAUCUUUACGCAACGUCAAUCACCUUCCACCGCAAAGAACGAUCCUCCUAUUGAGAUGAUCUUGAUGGACUUGCAGAUGCCAGUAUGCGAUGGCAUCGAAGCCACCAAGCAGAUACGAACUCUUGAGCAGCAGAAUGAUUGGGGAAGGGCUUUGGUACUGGUGAUGACUGGCCAAGACACCGCUAUGGACAGAGCCGCGGCACAAGAGGCUGGCGGGGAUAAAUAUCUUGUCAAGCCGGUGGUAAUUGAAAAUUUGGAUCGCAUUGUGAAGCGACAUUUUCCCAUGUUUGAUUUGGGGAAGAAAUGA
Molecule: messenger RNA, 2904 nt
Organism: Penicillium malachiteum
Lineage: Eukaryota; Fungi; Ascomycota; Eurotiomycetes; Eurotiales; Aspergillaceae
Product: hybrid sensor histidine kinase/response regulator
Exons: 3
Coding region: 1-2904 (967 amino acids)
Biological process (GO): phosphorelay signal transduction system; protein autophosphorylation
Molecular function (GO): phosphorelay sensor kinase activity; histidine phosphotransfer kinase activity
Source: RefSeq, a predicted model, not a curated record